Caenorhabditis auriculariae is the source of this 8014-nucleotide messenger RNA. Lineage: Eukaryota; Metazoa; Nematoda; Chromadorea; Rhabditida; Rhabditidae. The record is from the annotation of a GenBank genome assembly.
AUGCCUGACAACAAUACUGUAAAUGAAUGUUGCAAAUGCUUUCAAACGUGUCCAUUUCAGAAUUUGGGACGGGUUGUGGCUAACAUAGUUGAUAUACAGCAAACCGUCGUCAUGCAAUUCGAUCAAUUGACAAGAGCUUUGGAAUCCUUGAAAGUAGGGUCUUAAUUUAUGAAAAAUACUAUUUUUUAUUUAUUUUACAGUUGGAGUUUCAUGGAUCGGUAUCUUCCCUGAAAGAUUCGAUGAAUCGCCUGGAAGAGCGAUCCCAAAGAAACGUUUGCUUACUUAUUUAUUCAGUAAAAAUUGCUAAUAUCAUAGGUGGAUGAGCUUAGAGCGGCACAUAGCAAAGAAACGGAAAGGCUUCUAGAUAUUAUCAACACUCUUUUGAACAGAGAGAAGGAAGCCGCGGUGGCUGCUCAGCAGCGGAACAUGAUGGCUCAGGUUUUUCAAUCUUUAUUCUUUAUUAAUUGAAUUUAUUUUUUUAAAGAUGUACUCUCCGGCUCAGUCUAUGGCUGGAAUGGCAGCAGCGCAGCAAAACCAGUUGGCCCUUCUUCUACAACAGCAGCAACAACAAGAAGUUGGAAUGCUCGAUUUUAUUUAAUUUAACCUUUUCACGUUUAGUUACAACGCUUACUUGCUGCUAACAAUGCGGCUUUCCAAGGGCAGCAGUAUCCUACGAUUCCUCAGAGGUUUUUUUUACCAGAUAAAAUAGAUUUUCGUUGGAUUAUUAUAUCUAUAGCCUCUGCAAAAGUUCUCUGGUUUUUUGAAUAAGAGCAGAAGUUUUUAAUGAGCCAAAUACUUUUAAUGUUUUCGCUCCUCAACAAUACAAGUAGGGAUUUUCGUCCUACUGGUUUCAUAAAAAUUGGUGGAAUGAUAAAAAGACGUCUUCCAUUUAUAAUUCGAAAAAGUUAAGGUGUUUUAUCAUUUUAUCUCACUAAAAAUUUGUGCAAGAUGUUCUGAAUAGAUCAAAAACUCCUUGUUCCAUUUCCGAUUUCUUUUUUUAUACUGGAUUUUGUGACCUUGAGUCUUGCAGUCUAACGUCGACCCCAGUUGCCAAGCCUCUGGAAGCCUUGGCUCGUGCUCAAGUGCCGGCUACUACCCCCGCCAUGACGGUUCCAAAGCCAGCCGCAGCACCAGUCGUCGCUCAAGAAGUUAAACCGGCUCCAGCUUUUUUCAAAGUGAACUUGUACGAUUUUUAAAACAAAUCAACGUCUUCGUUCAGCAAGAUCUUGAAACUCCGAAAGCAGCCCCGGUGGCUCCCGUCACAGCGACUAUCAACACGCCAACGGGUGUUCCGGCGGCGGCCGCUGCUGCGAAGCCUCUCCCGUUCUCCUUUGGAAAUGCUACCAAAUUCGGCACUGCUGCCCCUGUUCUCACGCCAAAAACGGAAACUAAGCCUCUAGGUUUAGUUUUUUUUUUUUAAUGAGUUGGCUUUCUUGAACUUGUGGAAAUAUCGCGAUUAAAUAGCAUUUAAAACUCGCCUUACGAUUCGUGGGUACUCUAUUAGCUCUGAACGAUUUUAUGGUACGUAGGCGUUCCGAAAUUUCAAUUAAGACAGUUAUUUUUUGUUAAUUUUCGUUCGUUUUUUCAUUCUGUUGAAGUUUAGAAACCACUCUGUCCGGUCUGAAGAUUGAAAACUCUGCAAAGGUUGAAGAGAAGAAGGAUGAUGAGGAUGUCGUGGAAGAAUUUGAACCUGAAGUCCAUUUCAAGCCUGUAAUUCCGCUCCCAGCACUCGUCGAUGUUGUGACAGGCGAGGAAAAUGAGACGGUAAUUUAUUAAGUUUCAUUCUUGUCAGUUAUCAACGAUUCUCAGGAGCUCUUCUCGGAAAAGUGCAAGCUCUAUCGGUAUUCCGACGAGACGAAAGAGUGGAAGGAGCGAGGAACGGGAGUUUUGCGCGUGUUGCAGAACAAGGACAAUAAGAAAUGCCGUGUUGUGAUGCGCCGCGAACAAGUGAUUUUUCUGACUGAAUAGAAUUUUUUGAAUUUUUGUACUUUCAGGUCUUGAAAGUGUGCGCCAACCAUAUGCUUGUCAAGGGAAUGACCAUCCAGAAGAUGGUCAAAAACGAGAAAGCCUUGACUUGGUUCUGUGAAGAUUCCUCGGAUGAACAGCCGGCUCACGUGAAACUUUCGGCCCGAUUCGCUACGCCGGAAAUCGCCGACCGGUUCAAGCAAACUUUCGAGAAGGGCGUUGCUGAUUUUGUCGAUGGUUCGUGGAAAAAAAGACCGGAUUUUUCUACAUUUUCAAAAAUUGUUAUUGAAAACAUGACAUCGCAAAGACUUGCUAUCGAAUAAAUUGUCACAUUUUGAAAAUUAUUUUGUAAAAUUGUGAUCGAAAAAGGUCGAUAUAGUUUUCCAUUGUCGAAAUUGAACUUUCACUUGAUCAUCGCUCGGUUUCAAGCGUUAGGAGCCUCUGAAAUUUUUUCUUAUGAGUUCUUCUCGAAAAUUGAAUAUUUUUCGCGUACAUAUUCUGUUAUUAUAAUUUUUGACGUCACCGAUUUUUUUUUGUCAAUCCCAUCAAACUUAUUUCCGGAAAUCUUGUUCUCUGUAACUUUUCCAUUUUUUUUUUCAGACAAGACACCAGUCAAGGCUGAUCAGAAGAAGGAGGAAAAACCCAAAGAAGUCAAACCAAAAGAAGAAGUGAAGCCGAAGGAAGCCGAGAAAAAAGAGCCCGAAGUGAAAACCGAAGCCUCUUUUGGCGAUAAGUUCAAACUUCAGCCUGGAAAGUGAGCAAGCCUUUUCAAAAAAUGACAAAUAAUUCAAUUUUCCAGCUGGGAAUGCACGGAAUGUUACGUUCAGAACGGUCCCAGCGACGCUUCCUGCAAGUGUUGUGGGGCCGGAAAAGACGGAAAGACUGACAACAAGGCCAAUAACAUUUUCAACAAGUAGGGCUUUUUUGAAAUUAAUUUGAAGCCUCGAAUUCGAAUUUUAAGGCCUUCGAUCAUCCAAACGACCCCUGCAACUUCCAAGUUUUCGUUCGGGUUGGGCGCAAAAACGACUGGUCCUGAUGUCGCUGUGAUCACUCCUCAGCAGACCAAAUCUCCAGUCUUUGGGUUUAGAAAAAACGAAGUUAUCAUUUAUUUUGGCGUCUUUCAGUGCUUCUGUUGCUACCACGGCUUCUACGAGCGACAAGCCUUCGAUUUUCGGUGGCGGAACUUCAAGUGGUGAGAAAAAAAGGAGUAAAAAGCUAUGAAAAGGAAAAGUAGAUUUUAAGAUAAUUUGAAUUUGAAGCGUUGACCAUUCAAAGACGGCCCAAAAGGAGUGUCAGUUGAAAAAAAAAUACUACUGCUCUUUCUAUGCUUUUUUUAAAAAGUGAAGCCGUAAAAAAUUAAAAUUGUAAGCCACGACCCGUUUGGAAAAAAAAACAUUCUGAAGAAAGAAAUUUAUUCCUUGUUCAAGGUGUUUUCCAAAAAUUGUAAUUAUGAUUUUCCGAAAUUUAGUUAUCUUAUCCACUCUGAAGGCUUUUUUAAACUUUCAACACGGAGUUAAUCAGAGUGGGAGAGUUAUAAUUUUUAUUUUCCAAAUAGUCUUUCCUCUAUAAAUAUCUAAUUUUUUUUUAGUGAGAUCUGUACUUUUUUGAGGUUUCAAACUGAAUAUCUGUUCGAAAUUAGAUCAAUAAACUUUUUUCAGUGAGUUCUCCUCUCGGGUUUUCGUUCAAAACGGCGGCCGCCCCUGUAAAUACAAGUUUGAAAAAAAUCUAUCCUUCUUUUCUCAUUUACAUUUUUCAGAAAGCCCGUUCAGUUUUGGCGGUGGAGUUUCUCCGCAGCCAACCGUCAAUUUCUCGUUCAAAACUGGGACCGUAACGACGCCCGCCACGACCGCUUCUACCAAUUCUCCAGUCCCUUUCUCUUUCAAACCUAGCAGUACGAUUUUAAAUAAAAUUAAAUUUAAAAAGCUUUUUUCUAGCUGCUGGAACCAGCAACUCGCUGUUCGGAUCGACAAAGAUUUCUGGAGAAAAGACGGAUUCCGACGCUGGAAAAGUAGAGGAGAAGAAGGAAGAGCCGAAGGUGCAAUAUUAUCAUCAAUCAUGAAUUUCGGAACCUUUUUUCAAAAAAAAAAGCAGUGCAUUUUUUCCAGAUUUUCUGCUGAAAAAACGUCUUUCAAAUUUUUCAAGUUUUUACAUGACGAAAAAUUACAUCAAAAAUGGCUUUUUAGCUUGAAAUUUUCUAUUCUUAUUUUUUGUCUCUUGUUUGUAUAAUAGGAAGCCAAAAACUCUAAUUGAAGGUCAAAUAUAUGUCGUCAUUAAAGUAUUGAACUAGCCAGCGAAUAAAUUCGGGUUUUUCAGAUUUUCGGCGGUGGUUCGGGACAAGUGACGUUCGCUUCGAUCGCCGCCAAUACAAAAGGAAACAUUUUUGAAGGAGAGACCGCCAAAAAGGCACAGGAAGAGUUCGCAGCUCAAAAGAAGGGAGCGGUUCGUGAAAAAUGUGUAUUUAAAACAAGUUAAAAGUGAAUUUUAGGCGUUCUCGGGAGGUAUCUUCUCGAAGCAGAAAACGGAAAAGAAGGAAAACGCCGAUGACGAGGAGGAGAAUGCGGAAGAAGAGUAUGAGCCUGACGUCCAAUACGCACCUGUUUGCCCUCUACCUGAUAUCGUCGAUGUCGUCACCGGGGAAGAAGGCGAAACGGUCCUGUUCUCCGGAAGAGUCCGGCUUUUCAAGUUCAUCCAGGAGACGCGGGAAAACAAAGAACGGGGCGUUGGUGUGUUAAAGGUGAAUGGGAAAAGGAAAUUGAUGAAAUUCAAAACGGUCAAAGAGAAAAAAGAUAACUGAAAUUUGGAGAGUCAGCAUUUUGAGUAUAGCGGAAAAGUUUGUGAGGGUUUGCAACCAAGUAAUUUUAAUUUUUUAUACGUUUUCAAGUCCUCACAGAAGUCAUAAAGUUAAGUUUGAAGGAGCAUUUAGCCGAUUCCGUCACAUUUUUCUAUCCAUUAAAAAAGACCGUAUACUAAACUAGAUAAAUAUUAAUCUUCGCUUCAAGACCUUGUUUUUUUUUCUGAAUUUUUAGCAGUUUUUUAACCUUUUUUUUAUUUUCUGUUCUUGCAAAACAUGCCCGACUUGCGCGGAACACACUAUAGGACAUUUUUUAGUUUAUUAUCUUCAUCUCCUAAUUUUGGGACCUUCAAACAGUUGAAAUGGAAAUUUUCGAGUUUUUUUUUCUGCUUCAAUAACUUAUUUUUCUUGAGGUCCUGCACAACGAAGAGACGGGCGUUUAUCGCGCUGUGAUGCGCAGAGAACAAGUCCACAAACUCUGCGCCAACUUCCGCAUCACCAAGGAGUUCAAGCUGAUGCCCAAGCCCAGCAACAAGUGCAUCUAUACGUUCAUGUGCAUGGUUGGUGGUAACUUUCAUAUAAUAAAAUAUGUCAAAGUACAGUAUAGUCAAUGUUUCCCGACUUGAAAGGUGAUAUGGGCUGGUUGGCAAGGGCGAGGUGUUGCGUGUGCGACGCGGCUAUUUGGCGGCGAGCCAAAAUUCAAAUGUGGGAGACAAUUUGGAGAGUUCGGUCACCGCUUUUUUAUUUCCUUUUUACUUUUUCUUAUUCAGUUCUAAUGGAGUUUUUUUCGAUUUUUAUUUAUUUUUCUCAAUGUAAUAUUGUAAGCGAACACCUUUUUCUGUGUUUUUGCAUAGAAAGUUUCUCGAAAGUGCAGCGAAUCGUGAAGCGUUUUCGGAAAACUUUUUCACUGGUUUUUUUGUUUCUUUCGUAUUUGCUAAACUUCUCAGUUUUUCUUCUCAACUCAAACCUCUAAAAAUCUUUAUAAUUUUUUUCUAUUAUGAUUGAUUGCAGAUCGUAAGAAGAGAAAAAAAUUCGUGAGAAGCUAUGGUGUUUGAAAGAAAACACUUCGUUGAUGGCAAACAGGUUUGUUUCAAUUUUUUUGAAAUUUCUCAUUGUCAUUUUUUUCAGCAAUGUUUUAGUUUUUUUAAGUCCAAUAAACUCUAAAAGCUCAUCGCUGGCCUCGUCGGGCGAGAAAUUCCAUUGGAAAAAGGCCUCGUCAGAAGAAGGAGACACGUUGAUGAACAUCGGUCGCCGUUAGAAGAAAAAUUUUUUUAUUCAAUCUAUUUUUGGUUAGGCUAUUUUUAUUGACGUAUCAUAUUAUCCGUGUAGAUUCGUUGUUCAUCCAACACUGGGUUCAACCAUUGUCCACUUCAGCGGCAUCAAAACGCUGUUUCCGGGAUUUCAUUCAUUCUUAAUUACUCUUCGUUGCCGGCGACUAACUCUUCGAUUAUACCAUGGUUCAGCAGAGAUUUUUCUUCAUCUUACUCUGAAGACUGAAUAAAUUGAAUUGAAAUUGAACUCUCCGUUUCCGUCUAUUUAUUCUCGUUAGAACAAUUUCAAGAACGUUUUUAAAACAAGUUUAUUGGAAGGAAAAAAACGAAAGAACAGGUUAGCAAAACUUUGGGUGGUUGCUGAUGCAGACAGUACAAAAAGAGAGAAUUCAUGAUGUUACCUGAAAAUUAAUAUUUAUUACAUGAAGAAAAAAAAUUAGUGCUUGGUUUUUUUAACCCGAAAAAGUGCAUGUCCGUUAAUGUAAAAAUUUUUUUGGCGAACAAUAUAUUCACGAACUUUUUUUCAAGAAAAUCUAAGUAUUCAUUGAAAGAAUAGUUAAACCAAGGAACAGAAAGAGAACAGAAACAAGAACUCACAAACCUUGGUAAUCGUUCGUAACUCGUUAUUUUUCUUUCUCAUUUCCGUAAAAAUCUCUGCAGAAAUCCUGAAUAAAAAAACCUUUUUUAAAAAAAUUGUUAUUGAUUCGAUAAAAUACUUCGCAACACUCCGCGAAUGGUUACUUCUAAAGGUUUUCACUGCAUGCAAGAAAAAAAUAUGAAUGAAUUUGAGAAAAAACCAUGACCUUUAUUGAAAAAUCGACUCUUCGUGAAACUCGGUGUGAAACCCUCGACUUCUGAGUUUUUGAAAUUCUUCAAUCGUAUUUUGCUUGGUCUGAAAAGCAUCAUCAAUGAAUAAAUACAGUAAAUUUUUCACAGCACAGAAUGCACAAGUAAAAAAAAUCAUAUUCCGCGACAAAUCAAUGAGCAACGAUCAACUUGAAUAAACAUUUGUUUGUGCGAAAAAAUAUUAUUAUAGGUUCAAAUAAAGUUCCAAUAAAAUCCACUGAAACAAAUAAUUAGCGAAAACAUUAUAAAAACAGAAUAAGAAAAAGAAAAAAGGAAAUAAAAAAGCGGUGGCCGAACUCUCCAAAUUGUCUCCCCACAUUUUGAAUUUUUGGCUCGCCGCCAAAUAGCCGCGUCGCACACGCAACACCUCGCCCUUGCCAACCAGCCCAUAUCACCUUUCAAGUCGGGAAACAUUGACUAUAGUUUUCGUCCUGUUUGAAAAAAACCUUUUUUUCGUUUUUUGCGUUUUGUCAUUUUCAAUCCCAUCAAUUCAAAUUGUAGAUAUUUUCGAGGAUAGAACUGAUCUCCGAACUACAGUUUCAUUGUUUUGUGCUAUAGAUUUUGAAUUUCAAUUAGAAUGACGUCAUUUUAAAAGGCUCAGUGGAUGGCUCGCUCUCUGAUUGGCUUACCACGCCAUUAGGGGCGGAGCUUGAGCUUUUUUCCGAUUUAUUUUUAGCUUGUGCAAGGAAAAAUUAUGGUUUUACGACGAAAUCCCGUUUGAAUUGCUGUCUAAGCGCCUUUAUCUUUUUCGUUAAAUUUUAGAAUCCAUCUUUUGUUAUAGUCUAUUCAGAUUUUGAAUGUCAAGUAGAAUGACGUUAUUCGAAAACCCUCUUUAGAUGGCUCGCUCUCUGAUUUUUUUAUCGCGUAAUUAUGGGCGGAGCUUGAAUAACGACUUUGCAUUCAAAAUCUGAACAGACUUUACAGCUUCAUUUUUUUUUACCCGGACUUUUCAUUAUUAUAGUACUAUUUAUUCUUUCUUUUUUCGAUGUAAUUUUAGUGAUCUUCACUAAUUUAAUUACAGGACUACGCAGAAGACCUCAACGGCGCGGCGGAAAUAUUAACGGUUCGGCUGAAGGACGAGAAAAUUGCCGACGAGUUCAAGGCGACCAUCGAAAAAGCCCAGAAGGAUAUGGACGCCUAA